AUGACUUUGAGGAGUGGCAAGGAAGUCGAAGGACCCGAGUCGGUGAUUCCUAAUGACAAGGAUGAAGAAAAGAUCGAAAAUGAGUUUGAGAAAGAAGAUAGCAAUGGCAUAGAUCCAAAGGUACUCCCGGACCCAGUCAUUACAGUUAAGAUUAACCCGCAACCUUUUCCUAGCAGGUUGGAGAAACCGAAAAAGCAGGAUAAGGAUAAGGAGAUCCUGGAGGUGUUCCGCAUGGUAGAGAUCAAUAUCCCCUUGUUAGACGCAAUCAAACAGGUGCCGAAGUACGCAAAGUUUUUGAGGGACUUGUGCAUCAAUCGAAGGAGGCUGAGGGGAGAUGAAAGAGUCAUUAUUGCAGAGAAUGUGUCGGCGGAAAUGUUUGAAACUGUUGGCAAGAAUGAGUUAGACGUUGCUUUAAUCAAGCACCUCGAGUUGGAGAUAACUCCUGAGGUGGAGUGGAGUGAAGAUUUGAAAUACACAAUAGGGGCAUUACACUCGUUGUCAACCAUAGCAAAAAGAGAGCAUAAGGAGGCGAUAGGAUGGACCAUCGUUGACAUUAAGGGAAUCAGUCCUUCCGUCUGCAUACAUCGAAUAUGGUUGGAAGAAGACACCAAACCUGUACGGCAAGCUCAAAUGAGACUCAAUCCCCUCAUGAUGGAAGUGGUGAAGAAAGAAAUUUUGAAACUGCUAGAUGUGGGGAUCAUCUUUGCAAUAUCAGAUAACCCUUGGAUGAGCCCAAUCCAGGCAGUCCCAAAAAAGGCAGGAGUGACAGUGGAGGCCAACCAAACAGGUGAGCUCAUGCCAGUGCGCAAACCUAUUGGAUGGAGGCAGUGUAUUGUCUACCGUAGACUGAACGCCGUCACUAAAAAGGACCAUUUUGCUCUUCGUUUCAUUGACCAAAUGGUUGAACGCUUAGCUUGUAGGGCUUACUAUUAUUUUUUGAAUGAAUUUUCAGGAUAUUUUUAG
Messenger RNA from Coffea arabica (coffee), 963 nucleotides. RefSeq lists its product as uncharacterized. The record is from RefSeq and is a predicted model, not a curated record. NCBI's taxonomy places the organism in Eukaryota, Viridiplantae, Streptophyta, Magnoliopsida, Gentianales, Rubiaceae.